This is a messenger RNA of Phasianus colchicus (ring-necked pheasant), 18077 nucleotides long. RefSeq names its product zinc fingers and homeoboxes 2 (gene ZHX2). Gene Ontology annotation, molecular function: DNA binding; DNA-binding transcription factor activity, RNA polymerase II-specific. Gene Ontology annotation, biological process: regulation of transcription by RNA polymerase II. The record is from RefSeq and is a predicted model, not a curated record. NCBI's taxonomy places the organism in Eukaryota, Metazoa, Chordata, Aves, Galliformes, Phasianidae. Gene Ontology annotation, cellular component: nucleus.
UGUUUGGACAACACUCUCAGACAUUGGGUUUGGAUUUGGGGUGGUCCUAUGUGGAGCCAGGAGUUGGACUCAGUUAUCCCUUUGGGUGCUCUCCAAUCAGGAUGUUCUAUUCUGUGUUCUUGCUGGAUGUCAGAGGAGGGUUAAAGAUGUAGGAAGCAGACAAGGAAAGCUGUGCAUUUGCAGUAAGCACAAGGUGACAGUGCUGCACAUCUCCCUUCCCAGUGGAGAACAGCUUCAAUGAGACCAACCAGACAAAAAUAAAUCCCCCAAGAUAAACUCAGUGCCACUCUGCAGCAACAGUGCAGCAUGGUCAGAGAUGCGGUGAGCAGUGGUGGAGACUUCCAUACAGCUGGGUUGCGACAGGGGCCUUUUGUGUGACUGGGAUUUCCCUUAACCCCCUCCCGUAUGAGGUCUCUGCCAGGGCUCGUCACCUCCUCCUGAAGCUGCCGCUUUGUGCCGUGGCUGUGUUUGCAGAUCCCCUUCUGCUCGGCUGCACACAGCAUGCUGCACAGCUUCUGGGCAACCCAGCUGUCCUCCUGUCCUGCUUGUGCGUGGUUUUAUUGCUUUCUCAACCCAGUGCAUUUAAUGGCAAGUCUUCAGAGCCAGAUAAUCAAAGCCAAAUCCAGUAAGUUUAGCUGGUGAAGUACACAGUACAAUCCCUGUGUUCCUGUUUCUGACAUCGCCCUUCUGCAACGCAUCUCCCAACCCAUGCAUUCUGCUUUCAUCAAUGGACAGCAGUAGAAUUGAAAAUGUUGUUUCUCCUGAAAGCCCCACUGUGCUCCAUGGUGCAUCAGUAGCACGAUGCUCAGGUGUAGUGUUCUCUUCUAUGUCUACCUGAAGCACACACCUUCAGAUGCAGUGAUGGUGACUCAGUGGGAUCUAAUUGUGCUUUCCUUUUGAGAUAUCACCUCACAUAUCUGAGCAAAGGAACAGGCUGUCCUGUUUGCCUCAGUGAGGGUGAGGGCAGUGAGGGUGAGGGCAGUGUGGGUGGGACACCUCCAUGUGUCCUGGAGUUGUAGUGGGCACCAACACCACUUGCUCUGUGCUCUCUGUGGGGCAGAAGUACCCUCAGCUCUUUGCCUUCAUUGGGCUAAAGGGACUGAGCAAAACAUCUGAGUGAAUGAGUGGAAAUUUGUUAGCUUUAACCUUCGAGCAGAUUUGCCUGCAAGGCAAAUCACAGACAGUAACACUUGGUGCUGCUUGUUGUUCCUGAGCCACCAAUUGUAAAGCAUCUAGCUUAUUGCUCUAAAUUACUAUUUUUAUCAUAGUAUAAAUGGUUAGUGGAGCAUCCUGAGGAGUCUGUGUUGACUCAUGGGGACAGCAAUAUUUAGCACACAAUUUUUUUUCUUUCCUUUUUUUUUUUUUUUACCUUCAAAGCAGUUUACAGCUGGUAAUCCUCCUAACUCUGUUUUGAGGAAGGAAACAGUGUAAACUCUUUGUGCAGGGAUUGCUGCUUGUUUGUUUUUGUAGUGCUCAAACUGGAAUUGUGGAAAAACUGUUGGUCUGGGAAAACAGUCUCACUAUAAAAAUCCUACAUCAUAUCAUACAGGGAAGUCUUUCUACAAGAAUAGCUCAAAAAUGCUGGAGAAAGUAUUGGGAUUAGGAUACUCCCAGUGCUAACAGUUAAAUAAUAUUCAGUCUUUCUCAAGUUUAUGAAAAGCAGUUUUAUCUGCCUCGAGAGGUUUUCUUUUGUUGUUUAAAGUUCCAUAAAUCUACAUGGGAGAUCUUAAAAUUGGAUGAGGACUGUGUGACUAACUGAGACAUUUCUGAGUUAAGUUGUAACACGAAGCAUAAGAAAAUAGAGGCUCUCUUGGCUGGUUGCAUUAGUAGGAUAUAUCUGAACCAGUGUGUUGCAUGUCAUUAAACAUAUGGUGAAUCACAUCUGACACACGUGCCAAGAGGAGUCUGAGAUAAUGGGACCAAAAUGUCAUUCAGUAACAGUAUUCACAUAACGGAGUAAUUUCCUGGAAUAUAAUCUACAGGGAUUGUGAAAUUAAAUUUGAAAAAAAAAAAAAGUAUCCUCCUUUCUGUCUUGCCCUUUGCAAAGUAAAACCAUCAGAAAUUGUUAACUCCUUAUUUGUUCUUGCUACAAUUUAUGGCUUCCUAUGAUCAAUUUGAUUAAAUGCAUUUGCGUGUUCCCACGUUUUGUGUGCAGUUGAGUGUACAGCAAAUCUAUGCCAGCGCAAACAGUGAUGUUCUCUGGGAAUCUUAUGCACCUUAAGAGAAAGUAUAGUCUCAUCUAAUUAUUGCUAACCUAUCCUAAGCCUGCAUUAACUAAAUUUAAGAGAUUACUGAGAUUGUAGUGUAGGGUUUUCUAAAAGCCAGACUCCAAAUCUGCUCAGUCUGUGCCUAAUCUGUGCUUCAAACCUUGACUUCUGCUCCUUGUGAACGUUCUUUAACUUCAUUAGUGUUAGGCAAGUGUCUGAAUUACUGGGAACUCGUACAGGCUCCAGUCUGUUUACACAGUCAUUAUUGGAUUAGAUUGGAAAAGCACUGUGGAACAUCAAAGAAAACAAUGUAGAUUCGUGGUCUUUCCUUUUUCAUAGUCUUUUUGGAAGAGGAUGCCUAAGGUGUCUUUUCAUCUUUGUAUAGAUACAGAUCACCAUUAAAAAUGGAGCACAGUGUUUUACCAUCACUGCCUUGGCCAAGCUGUUGAGCCUUGGGAGCAGAGGUGGGCAUGGGCAGCAGUGAGGGAGUGUGGUAGUUCCUGCUUGGGUUCAGGUGGAGAGCAGGGUGUAGGAGGCUGAGGACAAAGCCAUUCCUUAGUUAUUCUCCUGUUUCCUUCUGUCCAGGACUUUCGUCGCUGCCUCUUCCUUUCUCUUCUCCUUUCCCCCACCCAACCCUAAAAACAGCCAAGGUGUAACCCAACCCCUGCUGUUUUCAUCAUUACCCUUUUUUCCCCACUGGAAAGCCCUUUGCUAUCAUCCAUGCAGUGAUAUACAUGCACACACACAUAUAGAAUAGACUUUCAACCCCACGAAGAUCAAAUUUGUAUUGAAAUCAUAUAUGUAACAUCAUCAAAGCUCCGAUUUAAGCAGGCCAGAUGGAAAUGCCCUGCUGACCUAUUGCCCAUUAGAAAAACACAUCUGCAGCUACUUGUCAACGGGCUGCUUUCUUUUCCUUUCUUUCCUUUUCUUAUCAUUUCUUUGCUUUCUCUUCAUAAGAACUUCAGUGCCACAUUAAAGAGAUUACAGGUGCUUUUCAUCUUUACCUUUUUUUCCCCCAAUUUUACUUCUUCCCAGAAAGCCUUAGGGAUUUUUCUUGGUGGGUUUUUUUUUUUUUUUCAUUAUUAUUAUUCUAUUUUAAAGUGACUGAUUUACAGCUCUCCUACCUCGUGAGUAAAACUGACCCUCUACUGAACAUCUUCAGACACCCCUUCUUUGGAGUCAUUUGGGACUGGAAGCAGAGGGCUGGGUUCAAAGGUGCUUCUUUCCUGGCACUACUUACUCUCUACAAAAACAGUGAUGGCAUGUGCUGUUACUGUAUAAUUUGAUAUGCAUCAAGCAUGUGUGCACCUGCAUGUUGAAACAGGGUUGUCCAAGGAGGAAAGGCUUAUAUUUCACUAACACUACGCUGAUUUCUUACUUCAGAACUGGUAAAAAUCUCAGAUCAUUCUGUUGCUGUCUUCCCAUCCUAGUAUGCUAUUGGUGGAUUUCUGCCAUGUGUGGUUUUGGAUUUGGUUUUUAUGCGAGCAUCAGGCAGUGCUUUGGUUUCUCUGAACCACAGGGGCUUAGAUCCCAUCUCAGGCUCCUGUGCAUGGGUUAAAUGUCCGGAGGACAAGGCACAGGAUGGGUGGCAUUCCUGGGAUGUGGACAGGGAAGGAUGUCUUCUGUAACCCCACAGCUUGUGCCAUCCCAUUGUUCAGCUUUUGAAGCACUGAAAUGUAUCUUUGGGCAGUCUGGAAUGUGGCAUUUUUCUGUUCUUGCCAUCUGAUACCAACACGAAAUUGUCCAAUGAAGAAACUUGAAAUGCCACAGUAGCUGUCAUUCAUCCUUCCUAAAGGAUGAAUCCAACAGCACUGAUUUGCCUUGGUGGAAUCUAUGUUGGUCCAAAAAGACUGACUUCAGCAUUUAGGCUAAUUUAUUCUACAAAAGGUGUAAAAUCUGUCCUAUCCUUGUUUUGAAAGACUAAGAUCUAGAACUAAAAAGAAGGGAUGAGAAGAACACAGAGAGCCCUUUGUCCACUCAUCUUUCUAGACCUAAUGUUAAGACGCUUAACUCGUUCGUGCAACAAUAGUUAAGACAGAAGUCCUAUGGACAGAACCCUUGAACUUCUGGUUAAUGCCACCUUUCACUGUUAGGAAACAGGCUUGCUGUGCUUGAGCCUUUGCAAGUGGUAAAAGAGGCCACUGAGCAUUUAGACACUGGCUCCAUUCUGCAGAUUACUCAAGCCAGGGUGACCUGCUUCCUCUUGCCGGUCCUCUCCUAACCUGGCAUGGUUUUGAUGCAGCUUGUUGAUGUGUACUUCAGUAUUUGGAAGGGUUUGGGAACUGAUUUCAGCAGCCAGAUCCAAUGUCUCAGCAGUGUUGUGUGUAAUUGUGUUACGUUUCAUCAUACUCCCUUUAUUUUAGUAUGUUAUGAGAUGACUCAUAACAGUCUCUUUAAUUUAUUGAUGUGAGGCCACAGUGAUACCAGAGGAAUUGGAUGCAUCGUGUCAUAUUGGGCAUGAUUGCCUCCCAAGGCAGGAGCACCCUUCUUCCCCAGAGACUCGGGAGCAUUGCUGAAGGCCACAUAGAGCAGGAGCUAUGUGAGUAGUUUGCCCUGUUCCUUCUGCCCAAGCUUAUUCAACCCCUUCAUGUUUUGGUGGGAAUGAAGAAGACAAAAGGCAUUAGAAAGGAGGCAGGUCAGAGGAUGGUUUGGGUUGGAAGGGACUUUAAUGACCACCUAGUUCCCGCAGCUGAUGGCAGGGACUUCUUUCACCAGACCAGGUUGCUCAAGGCCACAUCCAGGCUGGUCUUGAACACUUUCCAGUGAUGGGGCAUCCACAACUUCUCUGGGCACUUUGUUCCAGUGACCCUUCCAUGAGAAAAAGAGAUCAUGAAAAGGAAUUUUGAUUGAGAUAAUGCUUUGAACACUCCUUGGAGUGUCAGACCCAACCCUAACCACUGGACCAUUGCUUCUUCUCUUCCCACCUUAUUUGGUUUUGGGGUUGGGUGAUUGCAGACAACAGCAUCAGCUCUUGCCUUUUUUUCAACUGUGGAACAUAGUUUUUCCUGAACCUCAGAAACUGUUGUGCAACUAAACUUUCACAUAAAGCCUCAGGAGAAAUAAAUCUAUAUGGCUCCAGCCUGGGUAAUCCAAGCAGUUAGGACAGUCUUGAAGGUGAUAAGAUGGAGAGAGAAUACUUUUGGGAGGGAGGAAAAAGCUGGCUUGAGUGCCAGGUUUGGAUCCUGAGCAGUUACACAAAGAAUUUGGCUAGAUAGUAGCUUGAAGAAUGAGAUGAGAUGUGCCUGGAGGUCUCAGCUCCCGCAAAUGUCUCAGGGUGCUGAAUUCCUAAAGUACUCAUUAAAGGACUAGGGAGAGGGGACUGUGUCAGAGGAAGACUUGUGGUUGCGAAGAUAAGCUUGAAAGCAUAGCACGUGUUUAAUGGGUGCUGAAGCCACAGCAGGUCGGUACUAGUAGUGCAACAUCCAGCAGUGCCAUCGGAGGGGCAGCACGGGAGCUGGGCUGUGUCCUCAGGCUGGAGACAUUGCACUUUAUGUGGUAUGUGCAGACCAUCUGGGAGCAUGGUCCAGUUUCCUUAAUUCUGCUGCCUUUUGGUGCUGCAAAGGUAGUUUUCCGUGCUGUUUGGGAAACAAAAUACAUGGAUCAUGCUUUACAAAGCAAGCAAAUCAACCAACCUGCAAAUGACCAAGCGCGUGUUCAGUGGUUUUAGCUGAGGUUCCUUCCCUUCAUGUCCUGGUGGUGGGAUUGCCAGGCUGGCCUCAACCACUAGAAAUUUUUUGCGUGCUACUUCCCCACCCUGCGUUGUUCUGCAGUGAGGUCCAUGCAGAAAUACACAAUUGGAGCUGAUGUGUUGCCAUGGCAAGAACUGCCACAUUGCACCAAUGCUCAGAGCAGGAUUUUUGUUUAUUUGUUUUAAAGAGAGAAGUUUUCACAGACAUCGUAAAAUUGUGAGAUGAACUCAGUGAACGCAAGCAGGUCACAAAAUCAGUGGCUUUUGAAAUGAUGCCAUUAAGGAUCUUUUUCUUCUCCUUCCUCCCCUGGAAGGAGCACACGUGUUUUGGCAAACAAAUCCUGAACAUCAGCAUCUCACUGAAUGUCAGUGACUGGUUGGUUGGAGCCUAUUUUCAGCACAGGAAAGGAGGGAGGAGUGUUUGCUGAAGUCACUGGGAAUGAGAGCAUGUUCUGGUUGCUUUGCUGCAGACCUGUUUCUGGCCGCUUUCCUGCUUUUCACGCUGCCCUGGUAGGCAGCACUGUGGAUUGGUAACAUACUGUGUCAGAGGAGAUGUGAGUCUGAACUUCUUGUAGAACUUUGCUGUUAGCAUGCAUGGGCUGAGAGGAGAUUAUCUCAGUGCCAGCACCAUGCAAUAACACUCAAGUUUGGGGUUCUUGUGGAACGAACACUUUAUGAGCUGUUGUUGAAUGCUUUCCAUGAUGGUUGUGCUCAGGGUUUUGCAGGGUUUCCAUCUCCAUUUGGCUGCAGAGGCAGCAAGAGCUGCCCAAAUCACAGUGUUUUUUUUUGGAAACAGACUUAGCACUUCUGCCACACCAUCCCUCUGCAGACAGGGCCGGAGCCUGCGCCCGCCAUGGGGUGUGGGCAUGGGUUAAUGCUCUCCUUCUGACUUCUCUUUGGCCUUCUUUGAAAAUUUGAGCAAGAAGGUAAUCCAUGAGUGAGGCAAGCAAGGGAGAGCUUCGGGGAUUAAAGCAAGAAGUAGAGGUGGGUAUGGAAAGAAGCUUAAAUUGUACAAAAAGAGAAGAACUAAUGAGGCUUACGGGAUGUUACAGACACAAGCUCAGGCCUUGUUUUCUUUCCAGUGAUGCAGAGAGCAGCAGGAGUGCCUUACAAGUUGGUUCUUGGUUUUGUGCUUCUGCCUUCUUAUGGCUUCUUUGCAUUACGUUCUGCUGUCAUCUUUUUGGAGGACAGUGGUUAGAUUUUCUUGCUUUUGGGGAGAAUCGAUUAUGUGUAAGAAGCUACUCAAAAAUAAAUUCUUCAGAGACUUUUUACUGGAGCAGAAUUGCUCAACAGGAGAUUUCUGACGUGCCAAAAGGCGACAUGAAAUAAUCAAUUGACCUUGUAAGAGGCGACUGGGACACAUUCCCUCAGGGAGAUGUUUUUCAUGUGUAUAAACCAGCCUUGAUUUUUUUUCAACCGAGAUCCCUCCUACUCACCAGAAACAGGAGAAGAAAAAACCCAGAUGAAAAACAUAAGAGGAUUUAGACAAAUAUUCCUCAGUAAGACGUCGCUGUAAUGAGUGGUUCCCCUCUUCUGCAGUUCUGAAGUAUUGCUCAAGAAGCAUUGUUACAAUUUGUUCAUCUGGACGUGCUAUGAAGCAGCCCAAGGGGGAUCAAGGAAGUCAGAAAGGCCAAUACUUGUAAUGACUCUGUGCAGAAAACAGGGAGUAUGUGGAAUAAAGCAUGUGGGAGGAGACAGGAGGAGGUAACUGUCAAGUACGCUUCAUCAUGCUUAAGGUGUCCUGAUGGCACACGUUUACACUGGUAAGGAAGAAAUGAAUGGGAGGUUUUGCCAGUUCUUUCUUCUUGUUGUCACUGACAGUUUAUUCCUUGGCAAGUAAUAAUCUGUCUGGGUGAAACAUUGUCCCUCUGUGGUUUGGGAGUGUAAAGGACGUUCCAGGCAGAUGCCAAAGCAUCUGAACUUUGGCUGUUCCAAAUCAGAGUUGGGUUUGGAAAUAGGGACUGGUUUGUUCUGAAUCUUGUGAUGUUUGAAAUGAGAAAUGGAAGAAACAAAGCGUGUCCUUCUCUAUGCUCUCUCUGUGGCAGAAGUCUGUGAAGGUGUGGAUCGUGCUAGUCUGAUCCUAUUUCCAGGUGUCUCUCUUGACUGUAUUUAGUACACGAUCAGGUCUUCUGGAACUUCAUUUCCUACCAGAAAUGCUUUUCACUCCCUUCUGCUUUUUGUCAAAAAGAAGCACUGUUUUUUUUUUCAACUGAUUUUAAAUAAUUUGUGAGUGAUCCAGCAAUCAUCUCUUCUUCAUAUUUCACAGUGAAAUGAAAACACAGAGACACUCCCAUGCUGCCAAAUCCUACUCCUUCCCAGCAGCAUCAUCUCAGGCUGUGCUCGCCCUCCACUGCCCCACAUUGGCAUCUUUUCCUGGAGCUCCCAUCCUCAACCCUGGGACACUUCUUGCCCUCACUGCAUUCAGGGCUGCAUUCUGAGCCCUGCUGCACUGGCGCACACACACAGGCUGGCAGAUUUUGUGCAAAUGGAGAAAUGUGACUCAGAGGAAUCCUGUUAGGUCAAUUUAUCUGCUAUAUUCCUGGCCUCUGGAGGACAAGAAUAUACCUGGAAGUCAGAGAGUCUUACUCAGGUGGUUUUGCAGCAGCCUGGUAGCAAAAGUCCUGUGAAGAAGAAACUGAGGGCAGAGCUCGGGCACUCACAGAUCUAUCAUGUGCUGCUCGUCACAUUGGAGCUUGCAGAAUUCAUGCCCCAAAAAGCAGUGCCUGACUCUCCUCUGUCCCCUCCAUUCUGCAGUGCUGCCAUGGGAAGCAGGAGGUAACACUGCAGUGGGGGGAGUGCUUCUGACCCAGCCAUGGAAACCCAGCAGUGUGUGACAAGGGGGAAGGAUUGCAUUGUGCACCCAGGGUCUGGCGUGAACAAAGGUCCUUUGUGGCCCUGCCAAGGCACAGCAAAGCAUUGCAGUGUGCAGAGGGCAGUGGCUCUGUCCUAUGACAGAUCAGAGCAGCAGAGGGUGCAGGGGAAAGGGAAAAGGAGCUCUAUUUGGUCCCAUGAUCCCUGGGGCAAAAUGCAUUUCUUUGCUAUCCUGCCUGGUAGGCACCAGGAGGGACACUGAGUAAACUGCACAUACUCUCUGUAAUCUCAGUGUAGCGCAGAGCAAGGCCCAUUCCCCAUCAGUUAGCACGGGUUUGAAAGGCUUUUAACUCUGUGCUUGGGUUUUCUUAGAAGAGUUGUAUGUAUAAUCUGUGAUUAUCCUCAAGAAAAUAAAUGUUCAUCUUUAAUACAAGGUUAUUAGUUGCAUAUUAGCAUAUUAGUUGGAUGACAAGUUAGAACGGUGGUACAGAACAAGAAUGUGUUAUUUCAUGAAUAACUUAAGAUCCAAACAACUAUUAAUUUUAAGCUUUAGAUGGAAUAGACAUCGGGGGCAUCAGUGAUGCUUCAGCUGGCUUCUGAUGAUAGACAGGUGGCUUUUGGUCUAGUAUUAGAUGCCCUAAACCCCAGUAAACUGAGGGAAAAUGUUUUUGUGGGCUGCUAUGAAGAGGAUGCAUGCAAAUGUUUGCAAGAGUCUUCUAUUUAGUGUCUCUUUACCUCUUUUGCUGAAGGUGUUGUAGGUCCUCUGUCUCUAUCACACAUAGGAUUAUACUAAAGCAAAGUCUUUUAUGUGGUAUGAGUUUUGGGUGGGAUAAUUGAAUACAUGUUGAAAACAAAGUGCUGAGGUAAAAAUGGAAGCCAGAAAGGUGGAAAUGAUGUGCAGAAGUGAUCUAAAUGGGAAUUGCAGGAGAUGAAAGACAGAGGUAUAAUAAAACAACUUCAACAAGACAGCAGGUAUAAUAAAACAACUUCAGCAGACAUGAUGUGUGAUAAUGGUGAUGGAAAACAGUGGCUGUGCAUCUUAUAGAGGGUCACUCCUUCAGUUUUUGACCUCAGAGCUGACCAAGGAACUGAUUAAAGGAUGAUGUGAUACACACUAGGAACACUCAGUUUGUAUUAACAAUAGCAGGAGAAAGGCUGUCCUUGACGGAAAGGUGUUGGGACAGGCAUGGGUCAGCUUCAGGAUUUUCAGGGCUUCCAGGGCCAGCAAGAGAAAGCAAGUAUAUUGAAUGAGAUGUUGUCAUGAGAAGGUCAUUGUCACAUGGAACAGCCCCCCUAAAAUAUUGGAUUUUCAAGAAUUUGGCCAAAAAAGAAAAAGGAAGAGUGAGAGCUGUAACGUUCAAGCAAAGGAAGACCAGGAGGAACUGUUGCAGCCUGGAUAGCCAUGUGUUUCUGCAGCUGCAGAAGAGCUUCCUCUACACUUUCAGCUUGUGUGAGGACUGAGGGAGGCUUGGCACCAUCAGAAGCAGAGGGCUUCUCUGCAGCCUACAUGCAGAGCCAGGUGUCUCUGCUGUUGGGCCUGAUGAGUGGUUUCUAAGGGAAGGCAGAUACACAUAGGUCUGUAGGUCAUGCCUUUGAUCUUCAGAUGCUUGCUUCCUGCCAUGAGUCCGCUGGGGUGUGAGAGUUGGGGUGUUUUGAGACUUUGGUACUCAUUCACUGGGAUCUAAACUAAAAGUCCCAGCCGCUUUGGCAUAGGCUGUUAAAUAUCAUUAACUUGUGAGUCGAGAGGAUGAUCUGAAUUUACAGAAGGAUGGAACGGUACCCUGGAGCACAGACAUUUUGGGUGUGAUUUCCAGCCCUGCUUACUUCCACAUGAUCCUGGGUAGGGCAUGAUUUCUUGCAUUGUCUCUACCCUAUUGCAUUUGACAGCACCAAGCAGUACAUUGGCUUGGCCAUUUAAUGAAGCCUCAGCCACAAUGUCUUCAUGCCUUAAUUGCCCAUCUGAGCCAUGGGAAUAAUGGUGCUGCCUCAAUUCACAGCCCUAGUGUGAGGAUUCCUCCUCAACAACUGUAAGGCUGCCAGACGGUGGGCUGAUGGAUCCUCUGAACACCGUAGGUCAUUAACUACCCAAGGCAUGAGGGGAAGGAACCUAGGAAAGCUACCUGUUUUACAUAGUCGACAUCAUGUGAUUCCUUUUUGAGAAGAAAAACCUCCAAAAGAGGAACUACAUUUUAUCGUGGUGUAAAGUGAGUCCUCUCUUGAAACAAUCGGUCCUUCAAACAGGUAGAGCAUUUGAAAAUUUAAGAUGUGACAGGAUGAGAGUGAGCCUUAUGUACACCAAGAUACACAGCAGGGGGCUUGGAACUAGAUGAUCUUUAAGGUCCCUUCCAAUUUAAGCCAGUCUGUGAUGCCUUUCUCGUGGCUGGGAAUGGCAGAGAGGUGACCUGCUGAUCUUACAGCGGGUUAUUGUCUCUGUCUCGGUUUGGAGAGGGGGCACCAGCUAUGGUUGGAGAGAAGAAGUUGCAUCAGAUUUAAGCAAUAAACUGUAUUUUGCCAGCAAUACUGGGGAAAAGAAGAUGUCUCAGUGCUUCAUCGGUAUCACAGAAAUCUCUUAAGAAGAAAUCCACAUUAGGAAACAAACUCCAUCACCUGCCAGCAGUUUAGGGUCAUUCACCUGAACUUGGCUAGUGAGCAGCUGAUCUCACGUGACCGUGGGCUGCCAACCUGACAGAAGCAUGUGUGAUGGGGUCUGUUUGCACCCCCAGACCAAUAUGUGCCAUUUCAGUGUGGGUCACCUGAGUUUUGCCUCCUGAAUUCAUUAGAGUAUCUAACCAUAGAUAACCGUUGAGUUGGGCCAAGAGCUGACUCUUCAUCUGCUUAAAGUUGGCGCUUUCUGGAAGUGUUUGGAGCAUCAGGUUUGUCUGACAUCCUUUGGCUUCGUCUGGAGGACGCUGAGUGUCCAGGCUCUGUGAAAACCUGGCUGGCAGUUCUUGGGGUGGUUUGGUUUUGAAGGCGUGUUGAAGUUCCUGCUUCCGGAAAUCUCAAGGUAGAACAUUUCUGUUCAUCACUGUGCAUGUCACGUGCUUUGUACCUCAAAAUCCACGGUAACUUAUGACACUGUAACUCAGGACUUUCCAUUUGGAUUAUGAAUAUUUUCAGGUGUUAAGAUUAUAAGCUAAGACCUAAUGUUGUAAAAUGGGAAAUUGUUCUGAAGCCUUUUGUGGUAGUGCCAAGGUUCAGACUGCAGUGUCAGUCUGAAAGGUGUGAAGUGAUAGCCACUGAGUUUGAUAGAGCAUAGGCAAGUGAAAGUGGAAAUGGGAGCAGGAGAGAAGAACAGCAUGGUGUAGGGGGCAAGGUUAGAGUCAUUCCGUGGGAGGAAGAUGUUACAUCAGUCUGUUUGUAGCGUUUUCUCCUCUGAUCUCCUCAUCUGGGAACGUGAAGAUACGCAGAGAAGCCCUUGGGGGUGGGGGAAAAGGGAAGAGGUGCAGUGAGUCACCAGCAUUAUAAAUCACAAACCAUCUGCGUUUUUCUACCACAUCUUGAAUGAGUCAAAGAGGGAGGUGUGCAGCUAAAGACACGCAGGUUACUAAUGUUGUGUGUUCCUCAUUGAGCUCCUUCCUCUCUUCUGGAAACUCCGUAGACUCCUUCAGUGCUGCUGCUGUGUUGGGUGAGGAUGAUCCAAGGGAUGCUCCACGUGCCGGACACAUAGUGUUGGUCAAACAUCCAGUGUCACGCAGCAAAUGUGAGCUGAUGGUCACAGUUGGGGCUGAAAUCCUUUAUUAAACAAAACAAAAGUCAAGUGAAGAAGGAAGGUUGGAACCGUUCACAAGAUCUUUCAGUUUAUUGCUCAACCUGUCAUAGAAGUCACCUUCUGGGAGCGCAGCCUGGGCUGCCAUGGCUAGCAAAAGAAAGUCAACAACUCCCUGUAUGGUGCGAACCUCUGAAGUGAUGGAGCAGGAAGUCCCAGAGGGUGCAGAAACUGCUAAAGAGAAGGGGCCUGGCACACCACAGCAGGAUGCUAAAAAAACUUGGCCUUCAGAAAGCUCAGUGAAAGAGUGUGAAGUGGUCGAGGCUAAGCCCUCUGCUGAAAAUCCAUCUAAGAAACCCCAGGGUGGUUAUGAGUGUAAAUACUGCCCUUACUCUACACAGAACUUAAAUGAAUUUACAGAGCAUGUUGACACUCAGCAUCCGAAUGUCAUUCUCAACCCCCUGUAUGUCUGCGCUGAAUGCAACUUCACAACCAAAAAAUAUGAUUCUUUAUCUGACCACAACACAAAGUACCACCCCGGAGAGAGUAACUUUAAACUGAAAUUAAUUAAACGCAAUAACCAGACUGUUUUAGAGCAGUCCAUUGAGACCACCACUAAUGACGUCACUGUCACAAGCAGUGGGGUGGAAAGUGCAGAGUGUGAGGAUUCACUUCAUGGGGGAAUUAGUGUGAGUAAAACACCAAUGAUGAAAUUGGGAAAGCCUAAAGGGGAAACCAAGAAGGGUCCCAAAAAGCCAGAAGAGGGAGUUUCAGAAAACCAUGUGGAUGGUUCUCUCCCCCGCAUCAUAACUGAAGCCACUGAAGCUAUCGCAUGUAUAAAUGGAGACCUUCUCCAGGAUGUGUUAGCUCAUGUUAUGCCCUCUGUACAGCUACCACCAAAUAUUAACCUUGUACCCAAGGUCCCGGUACCUCUGAACAGUACCAAAUACAACUCUGCACUGGACACUAAUGCAACCAUGAUCAACUCCUUUAACAAAUUUCCUUACCCCACGCAAGCAGAGUUGUCGUGGUUGACAGCAGCAUCAAAGCAUCCUGAAGAACAGAUCCGAAUCUGGUUUGCUACGCAACGUUUGAAGCAUGGUAUCAGCUGGUCACCUGAAGAAGUAGAAGAGGCAAGAAAGAAGAUGUUCAAUGGUACUAUCCAGGCAGUCCCCCAAACCAUCACUGUCCUGCCAGCUCCUUUGACAACUGCAAAAAUUCCCCCUCCUAUCAUACAGACAGCUUUGCCUUGUCAGAUACUGGGCCAGACUGGCCUGGUUUUAACUCCCGUUUCAAAUGGGUCAGCAGUUUCCUGUUCACCAAUCACACUUGCUGUUGCCCCAAACCAGGGACAAAAGAGGACAAUACAGACCCUGUCAAACAUCCCAGAGGCCAAGCGACCCCAUGUAGUUCAGGUGCCUGAGAGUCCUGCCAAGCUGACUGCUGUACCAUUGACACCUGCCAGCGAGCGAAAAAAGACCAAGGAGCAAAUAGCAGAGCUGAGGGCCAGUUUCAUAGCAAGCCAGUUUCCCGAUGACGCGGAAGUCUAUCGACUGAUAGAGGCAACAGGGCUCUCCAGGAGCGAGAUCAAGAAGUGGUUCAGUGACCACAGGUACAGAAGUCAGCGGGGCAUCGUGCAAGUCGCUGGUGAUGCUUUAGGGAAGGAUCCAAUAGCACCUCCACUGGGCCGACACAGCCGCUCAUUCCACCCAUAUGCAGAUUAUGCACCCCAAAGGUUCAAAGAGAAAAGCCAAGAGCAGCUUAGGGCCCUUGAGGAGAGUUUCCUACGAUGUUCUUUUCCGACCCAGGGAGAACUGGACAGGCUUCGAGUGGAGACGAAGCUGAGCAGGAGAGAGAUUGAUUCCUGGUUCUCCGAGAGGAGAAAGAUAAGGGACAGCAUGGAGCAAGCUGUCUUGGACUCAAUGGGAUCGUACCGAAAAAUUAAGGAACAAGGAACUCCUAAUGGUGCAAUAAACCAAGCGGAACUGAUGAACAGCUCCCAGCUCCCCGGUGCUUUAUCAGGAUCCUCUGCCACACUUAAGAAAACCCAGGAGCAAAUUCAUCUACUGAAAAGUACAUUUGCAAGAACCCAGUGGCCAACACCACAAGAGUAUGACCAGCUAGCAUCCCAGACUGGGCUCACAAGAACUGAAAUCGUUCGCUGGUUCAAGGAAAACCGGUCCUCGCUAAGAUCGGGGUUGCUUAAAUGGGUUGACCAGUACCAGCAGCAGUAUGCUGAUGGCCAUAACGAGCAGAAUCAGAAAAAGGGAUCAAAACUCACUGAGAGUCCAAAGAAUGGUAAUGAGGUGUCUCGGCAGCAUUACCAGGAGCACAGAAAGCUAAAUGAAGAGAACUCGGGAAAGCUGGUGGUGAGACCAAAAAGAGACUGCGAACCACUGAAAGACUCUUUGUUGGGGAAUCAAGCAGAGGGUACAGACAGGUUGGAGUGCAACAGCCGAGACGGACGCGAGGAGAAUGAGGGGCCGGUGGAGGUCAACUGGGUGGAGGUGACUGUGGGCGAGGAUGAUGCUGCGUCAGACUGCACGGACACGUGGAGCCAGGCAGCACCUGAGGGCCAGGCAGAGCUGGCAGACUUUGACACUGAAAGUAUAUCUGGAGAAAAUGCCCACGUAUAGACAGGGAUACUCAUCAGCUGCACUGUCCUGACAAUGAAGGGGAAAUUCUGUCUGGAAAUAGAACAUCUAUUUUCCUGCCUGGGGUGAGACUGCGUGUUGCAGCUCCACGUCUCAAAUCGUGCCUGCGGAGGCACAGUGAGAAAUCCUCUGGUGGAGCGUCGUCGUGGGGUUGUUAUAGUGCCAAAGUCCUACUACUGCAUUGAGAAAGAAAAGAGAGAAAGAGAAAAGGGUCCUUGUAUAUAGGUUACUCCUCAGCUUCUUUCCUACCCACUUUCCUGCCCAGUCUCUUCCUGUACUGGAACAGAUUUGUACAAUGUGGAAAUUUUGUUAACUUUUUAAUAGUGCGAGUUAUUCUUGCAUACAAUGCCAUGGGAAAAUGUUAGGGUUGGUUAUGGGGAGGGAAGUGUGUUUUGUGGGGAGGAGGGAGAGGAGAUCUUUUCUGAAUCACUGAAUCCCAUUAUGGCUGAGGCUGGCAGGGACCUUGGGGUCCACAUGACCUACCUUGAGCUCCAGUAGGGACACCCAGAACAGGGAGCCUAUAGCCUCUUCCAGGUGGCUUCUGGAGACCUCCAGGGAGGAGAGCCCACAGCCUCUCUUAAGCCUUUGAAGAAAGUUUUGCAAUUUUUUGGAAUCUCUUUGGUGCCAAUCAACAUCCGAUCCUGGAUUCCCACCCCACAGCCGUUUACAUUUCAGCCCACACAGUGCGCUAUGGGUUUGGGGAGGGUUGGGUCGGUCUGGUUCGGUUGGGGCUUUGGGUUUUUUUUCCCAUUUUGACUUUGUUUUAUGGCCAUCUGCUACUGAAGUAUUUAAAUCUCUGCUUUCCUGUGCUCCUCUGAAGCGCGCCUUCUCCAGCUCCCGUGCUCCACUCCUCACAAAGAGGGCUGGGCCGCAGCUCUCCGAUGAUCUUGCUGGAACACCUUCUUUUUUUUUUUUUUUCUGUUUGUUUGUUUGAUUUUAGCACUUUUUGUUUGAACACGUAGUAAAACCCCCAGAGGGGUUGGGGUGACAAAACGAUGAUGCUUCAUAACCUGAACUUGUUUGCCUUUCUUCAGCUGGCACAGAGAUGGACAACAGAAACAAACGUCCAUCCUCCGGUUCUAGAAGCUGUAGCACACAACUGACAUUUCCAAUUAACCCUUGCCACUAAAUUGUUAGAUCAGUUCUAGAUCCCUGAGUGCACUUGUUUUCAAGUACUGCUAGUUUUCCUUUGUGUGGGUGUCUGCGUGCGGGUCUGAGGAGGAGCAGCGUGGGUGCGGGAGCGCAAGCUGGCUGCGUUGCCCAGCCCUACCCCUGUGUCAGCACACUGCACAAGUACAAUGCUAGGGAGUUUGAAUAAAUCCUACUUUUCUAACUUGUUGCUCAUUUGUUGUAACUCAAUAAAACAAAGGCUAGACAUUUUGGUAACCUUUUUCUCGUCUCUUUUUUUUUCUUAAUUGAAAACAAAUGUUGGCCUCUUCCCACUCUGCACUGCAAACAGGAGCUUGGUGGCUUCAGAGCUGCAAUUUGGGUUUGUGGUAAUCAGCAAACACCAGCCAGAUGAAAAUGAAUGGCUCGGCCCACUGCAGAUAGUUGGUUUCCUGACGUCAGAUUGUUGUUUCCCACAUGAAAGUGCCUGGGAAUGGGGAACCAAGCCUCUGUCCCCUGCUUGGGGUACUUGCAGGGUUUGGGAGCAGCGUCUACGAUACCAGCAUCUAGAGGUGCCAUGCCAGGGCACAGGGCUGUGCCAGGGGAGUCCCUUACCCCUGUGUGUGCUGCAGCAGCACUGUGGCUGAAAUUUAAGGCAAGGAAAGAACCCCGCUGCUCAGCAGCACCUGCGGCCUAUUGGUGAGCACAUACCUGGGCUGUGCCACUGACCACAGCAGUAUACGAGGCAGCCCAGGGCAACGCUGCCUGGUGGAGCUGGAUUUCCCCCACAGCCCCAUAGGUCCCCACAUGGGCUGUCGGGUGGAUGGAUGCAAGUGUCAGGUGGCAAAAGAGAAAAUGUCUCUGAUGCCUUUCCUCUGGGGCUGCAAGUUGUAACAGAAUCUAAUUGCCACUUCUGCUUGCUUUGCUUACAUGAAAGGAUGCUAAUAUUUUAAUUGCCCUUGUGCACAGUUUUGAACAGCCUCUUGGCAGCUUAAUAUUCCAGUUUGCGUCUCUCCUGGCUAAUGUGCGUGUAAGGAUGUGUGUCUGGAGUGCUGACCUAUUUUGUUUAACCAGCAGUGCUCCAUGGAUCUCAGGAGCUCUCAGCAGAACAAGACCCACCUGUGCUUUCAGUGUUAGCACAGCACCAGUCACAGUGGGGUUGGGGCCAAGACCAGGGCCCUGGAAGAUCGGUGCAAUUCAGCCAGAGCAACAGUGGAAGCCCUGGAAAUUGUUAUUGCAGAGAUAACAAAGUCGGGGCUCUCCUGCAGCAAACAAACUUUGCUUGCAAAACAGUACAACUUCGCCAGCCUCAGAUGGAAGCAGAUGGGUUUGUAUGAGCAGGUCAUGGUUGGGACCAAGACUUCAAAUGCAAAGGUUCAUCACAGAAAACUGAUCCUGUUUCCUCUUUAGGAACAUCCCAGUGCUGCACGAGCACUGCUUUCAAGUGGAUGCCUGAGCAAGUUUGCAAAACGGGCACCAGAAGCAGGCUUCAUUAUAAUUAGGAAUGCCACAGCGACUGCGUCUCCAGGAGAGGGCAAGGCACAAUCAGGGCGCUGUUUGUGCUCUGCAGUGACCGGGGAUGUCCUUGGGCACAGAAUUUCAUUGCACAUGGAUGGAAGCAGGCUGCUGACGGAUUUCCCUGUGCAGCACUCUGCCUUCCCUCUACAAGGCCUGUCUAGGGCAGGCAUUUGUGCUAUGCUAUUUUAUUUUUAAUGAUGUUGCUUGUAAAAAAAAAAAAAAACCCACACUCAGAAGACAGGAAUGAAUUGAAUGAAGCAAUCCAUGCUUUCUUGAUGUCUCCUUGUACGCUGACAUGAGGCUGUUCUUUCUUUACAUGCAUACACAACUUUCCUGCCUGUUCAAUAAGACGCUUGGAACAGGCUGCCCAGAGACAGGGUGGAUUC